UACUCGCUUGUUUUGUAGAUUGAGUACAAAACCUUUCUGCCAAUUGAACGGUAAUAACAUGGCCUCCACGAGUAGUCCAUACAACUCAACAGAAGAGACAACGAAUGCCAGCAGGGCUUGUCGUCUUCUCCUUGGACCCUGUACCGAUCAACUGAGAGAUGUUCUUCGCAAAAAGGUUCCACCUUCCACAUUUGCCGCGGAAAUUAUAAAACCCAAUCAUAAUCUACCGAGAUUAACUCCACAACAGAGAGAUUUAAUUUUGCCAAGGAAUGGGUCUUACUUUGGAAAUUAUGAUGAUUUUGAUAUUUCACUGUUGUACAUUCUUUUACGGAACAUAUGUAACAUUACACCACAUAAAAAUGGGUGGGGAAAUGUCCCAGAUAUAAAUGAUGUAUGCCUUUCUGCAAAUAUCGAAAGGGUACGAGUGGCCCGAAAUAGCACUGUGCACUCUGCACGUCCCUCCCUCGCCAACUCUGAAUUUAACGAUAUUUGGACGUCAGUUCGAGUUGCAGUAGUAGAAAUCGAUACAUUUCUUUCAAAUGGAAAUUUUUAUAAGAAGGAAGUUGACAUUUUGAGACACACAACAAUGGAUCCUGUCCAAGACAAGCAUUACCGAGAUCAACUAGCCAAACAAUAUGCCGAGGAUCAAACUACUAAAGAAUGCAUCCGCACACUUCGUGAAAACAUUGGAAGUAAUCAGAAAGAAACAGCAGACAGGAUAAAUCUCCUCGAGGAAAACAUUGGAAGUAAUCAGAAAGAAACAACAGACAGGAUAAAUCUCUUUGAGGAAAACAUUGGAUGUAAUCGGAAAGAAACAGCAAACAGGUUGAGUCUCCUCGAGGAGACUCAAACAACAUUAAAGACCAGAUUACACAUAUCUUACCAACAACAGAAGCAAUUUCAAAAUUAUUUAGAAGAUUUACAGAGGCACAAAUCAACUUGCAUACCGGAAAACGUCAGAGGUAAUUUAUUUCUUAAACGGGUUAGUUUGCACACGAGUUUCAUGGGCAACAACGCUCAAUCAAUAUAGCUUAACAGUAGUUCUGUUUUUACACGCCUGAGCCGAAGGCUCAAGGGAGUUUUUCUGAUUAAAAUUUGUCCAUUUUCGUCGUUGGGGUUACCAUCCUUGUCGUCGCUGUAAACUUUUACAAUUUAAUCUUUAAUUUAAUCUUUAAUCAGGACAAAUGUGCCAGUUUCAACCAAAUAUUGCAUAGAGUAUACUUGGGUAAAGCGGAUUAAUUUUUUUUUAAUAAAGGACCAAACCCUACUCCAAGGGAAGAUAAUUAUGUAAAGCAAAAAAUGGCAUCAUUAAAAAAAACUCCUUUUAAGAACCAAUGGACCAGGAAAGAUGAAAAUCAUGUUGAAUUAUUGUCAGGUAGAGUGGACUCAAGUAUGAAAUAUGUUCAAAUUAUGACCUACAGGGGUAGAGCGUCCACGACUUUAUUUACAGAAGUACGACAAAGUCCCGUUACGAAAUUCAUUUUUACGAGACUGCAAUCUCGGAAUGAAGGUCUUCUUUCCCGCAUAUCAUCUUGUAAACUGUUUUCUUCCGUCGAAAAUUUUAUAUAUCACUUAAAUACUUAUAAAAAAACCGGCUCCCUCUACUCUGUUUACAACAAUUAUGGGUUUCUGUUCGUGUUUUCCGAU
Saccostrea cuccullata (small rock oyster) is the source of this 1647-nucleotide messenger RNA. RefSeq lists its product as uncharacterized. NCBI's taxonomy places the organism in Eukaryota, Metazoa, Mollusca, Bivalvia, Ostreida, Ostreidae. The record is from RefSeq and is a predicted model, not a curated record. Bases 59 to 1030 code for a protein of 323 amino acids. The transcript has 5 exons.